CAGAACGAAUUGAUACAAAGCUGACAUUGAGGUUCCUCGUUACGAACAGUUAAAAUUCAUUUCCUCAUUUGUCGGAUCGGCUGCGGAUUAAUUCCAACAAGACGCUAGACAGUGCCUGACUACUUCAGAAGGAUAAUGUCGGAUACAGCUGGAAAGGUUAUCAAAUGCAAAGCUGCAGUAGCAUGGAAGCAAAAGGAGCCUUUAUCCUUGGAAGAAAUCGAGGUAGCAUCGCCUAAAACGCAUGAAGUCCGAAUCAAAAUAGUAGCUGUGGCACUUUGUCAUACAGAUGCUUAUACUUUAGAUGGAUUGGAUCCAGAAGGAGUAUUUCCUUGUAUACUUGGUCAUGAAGGCAGUGGUAUCGUAGAAAGUGUCGGAGAGGGUGUCACCGAGUUUCAGCCUGGUGAUCAUGUUGUACCACUUUACAUUCCUCAAUGUGGAGAUUGUAAGUUCUGUAAAUCACCGAAAACAAAUUUAUGCAGCAAAAUCCGUGAAACUCAGGGUAAGGGUUUAAUGCCCGAUGGUACGUCUCGUUUUACAUGCAAGGGACAAACACUCGCACACUUUAUGGGUUGCUCCACCUUCUCUGAAUAUACAGUUGUAGCUGAUAUUUCUCUCACAAAGAUUAAUCCUAAAGCACCAUUGGACAAGGUAUGUUUGUUGGGUUGUGGAAUAUCUACAGGUUAUGGUGCAGCUUUAAAUACUGCCAAAGUAGAACCAGGAAGCACUUGUGCUGUAUGGGGUUUAGGAGCUGUUGGUCUUGCAGCAAUCUUCGGUUGCAAGAAAUCUGGUGCAUCUCGUAUUAUUGGGAUAGAUGUCAAUCCGGCCAAAUUUGAGCAAGCUAAAACUUUUGGCUGCACAGAAUUUGUUAAUCCCAAGGAUUAUGAUAAACCCAUUCAGCAGGUAUUAAUUGAAAUGACUGAUGGUGGAUUAGAUUAUACUUUCGAAUGCGUUGGAAAUGUAAAUACUAUGAGAGCUGCAUUAGAAUCCUGUCACAAAGGAUGGGGUACAUCAGUAAUAAUAGGAGUAGCCGCAGCUGGUCAAGAAAUCAGUACUAGACCAUUCCAGUUAGUCACAGGACGAGUAUGGAAAGGGACCGCAUUUGGUGGAUGGAAAUCAAAGCAAAGCGUGCCGAAAUUGGUGGAGCAGUAUCUGUCAAAAGAAUUGAUUCUCGAUGAAUUUAUUACACAUAAUCUUCCAUUUGAAAAAAUCAAUGAAGGUUUUAAUAUAUUACAUUCAGGAAACUGUUUGAGAGCCGUUCUUAAAUACUAAAAACGUUUUUUAUCUUGUACUGCAAAAAUAUGGCCUACUGAGAACCAGUGUCUUCUACAAUUUAUUAAAAAGUGCUUUAUAAGAUGCCCAUAUAAAUAUCAUACUACCCCAUUUGUUACAAAUUUGUAUUGAAUCUCUGGAAAUGAAAGAUGGUAAAUAAACUUUAUAUUUACUA
Molecule: messenger RNA, 1444 nt
Organism: Atta colombica
Lineage: Eukaryota; Metazoa; Arthropoda; Insecta; Hymenoptera; Formicidae
Gene: Fdh
Product: alcohol dehydrogenase class-3
Exons: 7
Coding region: 136-1269 (377 amino acids)
Biological process (GO): formaldehyde catabolic process
Cellular component (GO): cytosol
Molecular function (GO): zinc ion binding; S-(hydroxymethyl)glutathione dehydrogenase [NAD(P)+] activity
Source: RefSeq, a predicted model, not a curated record